AUGGAAGCUUCUGCAGACGCAACUUACUCUAUUGCCGAAAAGACGAGCGGUGCCGAUUCUGACCCCUCGUCUACCCGCCAUGAGGAAUACCAGUAUCUUGACCUCAUCCAAUAUAUCCUGGACCAUGGUGAACAUAGGCCGGAUAGAACCGGCACAGGCACUCUCUCCGUCUUUGCCCCGCCACCACUGAAGUUCUCUCUGAAAGAUGAUAGCUUCCCCCUCUUAACUACGAAGCGUGUCCACCUCCGUGCUAUAAUCCACGAACUCCUCUGGUUCGUCUCCGGCAACACCUCUAAUGCACCACUACAAGCGAACGGAGUCAAAAUCUGGGAUGGAAAUGGGUCUCGUGCUUACCUAGACUCUAUUGGUUUGACCGAACGACCUGAGGGCGAUUUAGGCCCCGUAUACGGUUUCCAGUGGCGUCAUUUUGGUGCAGAGUAUAAAGGCGCAGAUGCAGACUAUACUGGCCAGGGUGUCGACCAAAUUGCAGAAGUCAUUCACAAACUAAAGCAUAAUCCUUACGACAGACGGAUAAUUAUCAGUGCUUGGAAUGUAGCGGACCUAAAGCUCAUGGCACUGCCGCCUUGCCACAUGUUCGCUCAAUUCUAUGUCUCAUUUCCAAAAACCACAAGUGCACCCGUGUGUGGUCCCGAUGGCUGUGAGGAUCUGGGUCCGCUCCCUCAGCUUCAUUGCCAACUUUACCAGCGGUCUUGCGAUAUGGGUCUUGGCGUCCCGUUCAAUAUUGCUAGCUAUGCACUUCUAACGAAAAUGAUCGCCCAUGCCGCUGGUCUUGAGCCUGGUACUUUUACACACGUUAUGGGAGAUGCACAUGUUUAUAGAGACCAUGUCGAGCCGUUGAAGAAGCAGCUCAGUAGAGAGCCGAGGAAGUUUCCAAAGAUGAAGAUUGUCAGGGAUGUACCUGAUAUUGAUAGUUUCAAGUUUGAAGACUUCGAACUAUCAGAAUAUGAGCCUUGGCCGGGUAUUGCUAUGCAAAUGUCCGUCUAG
This is a messenger RNA of Orbilia oligospora ATCC 24927, 1005 nucleotides long. RefSeq lists its product as uncharacterized. Gene Ontology annotation, cellular component: cytosol; mitochondrion. Lineage: Eukaryota; Fungi; Ascomycota; Orbiliomycetes; Orbiliales; Orbiliaceae. Gene Ontology annotation, biological process: dTMP biosynthetic process. The record is from RefSeq and is a predicted model, not a curated record. Gene Ontology annotation, molecular function: thymidylate synthase activity. The transcript has 2 exons. Bases 1 to 1005 code for a protein of 334 amino acids.